Diorhabda carinulata is the source of this 2284-nucleotide messenger RNA. RefSeq names its product lactosylceramide 4-alpha-galactosyltransferase-like. Bases 405 to 1469 code for a protein of 354 amino acids. The record is from RefSeq and is a predicted model, not a curated record. Gene Ontology annotation, molecular function: alpha-1,4-N-acetylgalactosaminyltransferase activity. Lineage: Eukaryota; Metazoa; Arthropoda; Insecta; Coleoptera; Chrysomelidae. The transcript has 5 exons. Gene Ontology annotation, biological process: glycosphingolipid biosynthetic process.
GUAGGAGCAGAAAUAUCCGCCAUUUUGCUCGUUCAUUAAAUUAGUGGUAAAUAAAACAUUGCAAGUUUGAAACAUUUUUUGUGGUUUGGUUUUUUGAGUUAAAAUUAAAAGAAAAUCCAAGACUCGAGAACUCAAACGGCACUCUACCACACUAGUGAAGACAAGCCCGUACUUGAGUAGAAAGAAACUACAAAAACAGUACUCGUGUAUUCCAUAAGUGAAUCGUACAAAAUACAACUUGCAACUCAAUUAAAUGAUGUUAUUGACCAAAAGUGAUUAAAAACAGUAAGGAUAAAACGAAUGAUAAAACAAAUCUAAUGUGGAUGUUCUCAAGAAUUAUUUCAGCAUUAAUUAGAUGAAAAUAGUUAUAACUUGCACUUGCACUGGAUGACGUUAUUACACAUAUGCAUAUAAGAAAUUUAUUGAGAUACUGGAGAUGUUUCGGAGUAGCAAUCGUCAUAAUAAUCAUAUUAAAUUUACAAUCGCAAGAAUUUCAAUACCAAUACAGCCUAGCCUGUUAUUCUGCAAAAGGAAAUACAUUACCCGACAUAUCAGAAGUACCUCCUCGAAAAGGAAAAUCAAUAUUUUUCCAUGAAACAUCUUGUAAAUCAUUACAAAAAGGAAAAAUAACAAUAACUUCACGUCAAGCAUGUGCAGUAGAGAGCGCCGCUAUUAUGAAUCCGAAUUUAGACGUUUAUUUGCUUUAUACUUCACCAGGUAUUGUAAAAAACGAAGGAGACGAAUCUGACUUGUUCCUAAGUGCCUUAUUAAGUUAUAAAAACGUUAAGAUUUUACAUUUAAACUAUGAAAGGUACAUUAAUAACACUCCUGUAGGAAAUCUCUGGAAGUACAAUAAAAUACAAAACUCUCGUUACUCGCUGAGUCAUGCUAGUGAUAUACUUAGAUAUGUUACGCUAUGGAAAUAUGGCGGAAUUUAUUUAGAUCUGGACGUGGUUAUUUUGAAGUCUCUGGAAGAUCUACCCGCAAAUUUUGCUGGAUUACAAUCUCUGACCGAUGUGGCAGCUGGUGUGAUGGGUUUUGCUGCGUCCGGUAAAGGACACGAAAUGGCAGAAAGAUGUUUACUCGAUCUUCAAAAGAACUUUGACGGUGACAGUUGGGGAAAUAACGGUCCAGGAGUGAUAACAAGAUUAUUGUUGGAUCUUUGUGGAAUAACCAAUAGGACCAAAGAUACCAAUUUAUCAGAAUUAAUGGUCGAUAAGGAUUGUGGAGGAUUCACUGUAUUCACACCUACAGCUUUCUAUCCGAUAUCGUAUCAGACUUGGUAUUGGUAUUUCGAUGAAUAUAAAUUACAAUCUAUGAUACUUAACACUAAAGAUAGUUACGCAAUACAUACUUGGAAUAAAUUUAGCGCCAAUACGAAAGUACUUUUGAAUUCGGGUAUGCCUUAUUUUUAUUACGCCAAAAAAUAUUGUCCCAAAGUCGUUGCCGAAUCCACUAGGACGUUUUAAUCAAACAAUUGUUUAUUUCGAACAAGAUCUGACAAAUUCUAAAUUGGAUUUUUUUAAUGUUUAAUCACUUUAGAUCUAAUUUCUACUACAGAAAUUUGAUCUAAUGAUUUUAUAUAAUAUCGUCGCAUUUUACUCAUUGAAAUGGAAAAAAAAUAUGAGAAUAAAAUAAUUCAAACUAGAUAGAACACACAGUAUGGUUAUUGGGUUUGAAAUUAUUGAUCAUCACGUCACUUUGAAUCAUAUUACGUAUAGAAUGAGGCUAGAAACUGAUAGAUCUCACAUUUUGAGAUGAUGAAGGCGCAAUUUUAGAAGAUUACUUGCAAGAGGAGAGAAGAGGAAGCUAGUCCAAGUUGUUUUCUUGCAGUCAGCAAAUACCGUCUGUUGUCAAAGCUUCAAGAACCCUGCAUGGGGAACGAUUUUUUAGAUGUAAAGUCAAAUGUACAGUACAGUCCUUAGAGACGCCAGAACAUUGAUAGAAAAAAUUGUAAACCUUAUUGCGGACUAUAUUGGAAAGUAAAAAUGAUAAAUUUGGGUCAUGGGCAGAGCAAUGGGAUUAGCCCUCCUGGCCGUUUAACAUUUUAUUUUCCAGUUGGCAGAUGUUUCAGAAGUUAAAUUCUUCAAAAAGUAAAAAUUUAUAUAUAUGUAGGUUAAAAAUAAUAUAUCAUUGUAUCUCAGAAACAAGAGCUGAUUUUGUGUUCGAAAUAGAUUAGGAUUUCAAAUAUUAAAGGCAUAUUUUUAUAUUCGAAUGUAUAUAUGGAACUUUUUCAUCGAUAUUAAUAGCAAUUUACACCAUUCAAUAAACGCUCAUAAUAUAA